AUGAUUUCAACAGAUACGGCAUUGCGUCAGUUGAACGAGACAGGCUCAAAAUACCCUCUCAUCGUCAAGCUGGGCACGAUCUCAGCAGACUCAGCAGACGUCUUCUCCUACGCCCCAGACGAAGAUAGCACUGUCAUCGACCCCAAGCUGCCGGAGCACCUAGCGAGGUUUGGCAUAGAGACGCAACAGCUUCGCAAGACAGAACGCAGCACCAAUGAGUUAGCGAUCGACUUGAAUUGCAAGUACGACUGGGCCUCUUUAACUGCCUCUGCAGCAGAACAGCAGCAGCAGCAGCAGAGAGGAGCGGGCUUCGCGUUGUUUAGCAUCCCCCGGUUUGGCGAGAAGUUUCUGCGUAUGUAUGAGCCGCUAAUUUGCUGCCAGGGCUUGCCCUCAGCAGCAGCAGCGGCAGCAGGAGGGGGUCCGGGAAGGAACCUCUCGCUGCAGCUGGGCGCUCUGUCUGUGGCGCUGCAGACGCGGCGAGUAUGCAUGCAGAAGGCCUUGGGGAUGGCGCUGCUGCAGAAAGCACUGCGGCAAAAGGACGUCCAAAUCGACGAGAAACAGCUUAUCAACGGUAUGCUUUUUCAUCUGCUGCUGCUUCCGCUGCUGCUGCUAGUGUUUGAGGGAGAUGGUGUGAGCGCCUCCAUCUGCUGCAGUAGCAGCGGUUGCUGCCGCAGCAGUCAGGGCGACAGCGCACCUUCCCGCUGCUGCUGA
Messenger RNA from Eimeria mitis, 711 nucleotides. RefSeq names its product ubiquitin carboxyl-terminal hydrolase, putative. The record is from RefSeq and is a predicted model, not a curated record. The transcript has 4 exons. Bases 1 to 711 code for a protein of 236 amino acids. Lineage: Eukaryota; Apicomplexa; Conoidasida; Eucoccidiorida; Eimeriidae.